AUACAUAACGUGGGCCCCACUGUCACGGCCUCACCGAAUCGGGCGGAUUCAAAAGCAAGAAAAAAAGCAGCAGCUUGUAACCCUAGCAACCGGAUAGAGGCGCACGACAAUUGUAGAGAGAGAGAGAGAGAGCUGAUUGCAGAGACGGAGAGAGAGAGAGAGAGAGAGAGAGAGAGAGAGAUUGGAGCUGAUUGCAGCUGGGAACAUGUUAUCUGUUAGAAAAACAAGAAGAAAAGGCUUUUAAAUGUUGUCUUUAAGGAUUUAUAUGAUCCUCAACUAGAGGAUACAUCACUUGUCUUUGUGCACUUAGCUCCAACAAAUGGGCCAAAGGAAGAUGUUUGGUCAUUCAUUAGCGUAGAAGAACAUGAUGGUUGAAGCUGAGGGAGAUGAUUAGAAUCUGCAGUUGAGAUAUUCCACUCAAAUAUGCAAUAAUUGCCAUCCACUCUUGGUCGGAAAGGGGCAUUUCUCUUGUUGACACGUCUCCCCCGUGUUGAAUAAUACUGAGAAAAUGGAACCACCGAAGAGCAACAACUCAGCACGUCUGCCCAGGAAACGCUUCUAUAGAGCUCGGGCCCACAGCAAUCCCCUCAGCGACUCCCACUUCCCUGUCCCCAUCACCCCUUCCCAGGUUGAUUACUCCUACCACUUCCCAUACUUCUUCCCCUCAGAAGGAACUUCCGAUAGCAAUGGCAUGGCCAUCGAUCAGAAAAUCCGCUUUGCCGAUAUUGGUUGUGGCUUCGGUGGCCUGCUUGUCGGCCUUUCGAUUCUCUUCCCUGAUAUUCUAAUGAUCGGCAUGGAGCUCAGGGACAAGGUAACAGAGUAUGUCAAGGAACGUAUCCUGGCUCUGAGGGCUGCAAACCCAGGCCACCAGUAUGAGAACAUCUCGGUGGUUCGCACCAAUUCAAUGAAAUACAUCCCCAAUUACUUUGAAAAGGGGCAGCUGUUGAAGAUGUUCUUCCUCUUCCCAGACCCUCACUUCAAGGAGAAGAACCACCGCCGGCGAGUGAUCAGCCCGCAUCUCCUCGAUGAGUACGCAUACGCUCUCCAAGUCGGGGGGAUUAUAUACACGAUCACAGACGUCGAAGAGCUUGGAGAGUGGAUGAGGUCUUGUUUGGAGGACCACCCUCUCUUUGAAGCCAUUGCAGAAGAAGAGCUCAAAGUGGACCAGGUGGUGAAGCUUCUGGCCAGUGCAACUGAAGAGGGGCAGAAGGUUGCUAGGAAUGGAGGCCAGACAUUUCGGGCAGUCUACAAACGCAUAGCAGUGGCCCAUUGAACCCCAAGUUGAUUGAUUCUCACUGGACCAGAGGCUCUUGAUCCUUGGUGGAUUGAGUAAUCUUUGAUGCAUUGUUUCAUUUGUCAGCAACUCAGGUUUUCAUAAAUGUGACAAACAUGUACAUGAUCCAAAACCGAUCAUACCAGUGAGACUGAGUAUGGCCCAUCCCAUAUUAGGUUCAUUUCUGGUAUGUGUGAUUGAUGAAAGUGAGCCAUAAACACCAGUGGCUCCUGUUUAGUUUUGAUUUUGAAAUGGACUCAAGUCUCGGCUGACUCAUUGAGUUUCUCUCCACUAUUAAUGGAAAUUUUUGUUAUUUGCUAUGAACAUUUUACCUAAAGGAACAAUGAAGCUUUUGAGCUCUUAGAUGCCAUUUCUUUUGA
Magnolia sinica is the source of this 1653-nucleotide messenger RNA. RefSeq names its product tRNA (guanine-N(7)-)-methyltransferase. The coding region runs from base 509 to 1273 and encodes 254 amino acids. Gene Ontology annotation, molecular function: tRNA (guanine(46)-N7)-methyltransferase activity. Gene Ontology annotation, cellular component: tRNA methyltransferase complex. The record is from RefSeq and is a predicted model, not a curated record. Lineage: Eukaryota; Viridiplantae; Streptophyta; Magnoliopsida; Magnoliales; Magnoliaceae. The transcript is spliced from 3 exons. Gene Ontology annotation, biological process: RNA (guanine-N7)-methylation; tRNA methylation.